This is a messenger RNA of Aricia agestis (brown argus), 2100 nucleotides long. RefSeq names its product CCR4-NOT transcription complex subunit 11 (gene Not11). The coding region runs from base 89 to 1510 and encodes 473 amino acids. The record is from RefSeq and is a predicted model, not a curated record. The transcript has 10 exons. Gene Ontology annotation, cellular component: CCR4-NOT complex. NCBI's taxonomy places the organism in Eukaryota, Metazoa, Arthropoda, Insecta, Lepidoptera, Lycaenidae. Gene Ontology annotation, biological process: negative regulation of translation; mRNA catabolic process.
AAAAAUAAUGAAUUUAAACUUAUAUUAAAUAAUAUAAUAUUCACAAAAACCUUUCAUGCUUACACUUUAACAUUAGUUCAUAGCCAAAAUGUCGCAGCAAUUAAUCAACGAAAACAGCAAAUAUAUUUUGGAUUUAUUUUCAGAGCAGACGGUAGACUCACAAACUCUAGAAUCAAUAUGUGCUCAAGUACAGAAAAGAUUCCCGAAGUCGGAUACUUUCAACUUAUGCCUCCUUUUAUCGUCAUUAAUCACUGGUGGUGACUUAACAUUGCCGGGACAGCGUGUAGUGGCACUGGCAUUAAUAUUUGACUUUUACAAAGUUGAUAAUCCAUUUAGCGCCUUAUUUCUGCAUUUGUUAGAGGGUAAACCUGGCUUACUACCGCUUGCGCCGCAGGAAAGACUUUUCAUUGGGCAAUUACACAAUUUUGUUCCAACAAAUAUCAAAGAUGUUAUGAAGAAGUCUGCAAAACAGGUGAUGCUGACUGAAGCGCCCGCAAAGGACUUGGAGUUUGACUACUCAUCCCUCCAAGCACUCAUCGCUGACAGAUCUACAGAUGUCAGUUCAAUAGCUCGGGCUAAUGCCCCAGCAUUGGUUCCUUUGAGUGAUGGGAGUCCACCAAACAGAAUGGCAAUGAAGGAGCUGUUAGAAGCUCUUAUGUCUAAUGAAUACAUGCCAUUACAUCGUACGCUCAAGCCAUCUGGGCCCAUACCACCACCAACAUUCCUGCUGGACCCUACAGAAAUAUCUUUCACUGAUGAGGCAGUAUGGAAAAAUCUGGCAAACAGAGGUGAAUACAUACCCAUGUACGACACUGAUAUUGAAGGACUCACCGGUAUCAAGGCACAGGAGAAGACUGAUCGAAGAAGCCAACAAAAAGAGAUCAAAGUGAAGGAGGAUAAGAAAGAGAAGGCAGACGAUAAGAAGUCAGAAGACAAAGACGGCAAAUGCGCUGAAGCUCGUGAGCUUACGCAGACCGCCCUGAAGUCGGCGCUGAGUGUGCCGCAACAGACGCGAUUGCUGGCGCUGCUAGACGCGCAGCCGGACCUCGUGUACGAGAUCGGCGUCACGCCAUACCAGUUGCCUGACCUGGUGGAGAACAAUCCGAUGGUGGCUAUAUCGGUGCUGCUGAAGCUGAUUAACUCGCAGCACAUCACCGAGUACUUCUCCGUGCUGGUCAACAUGGAGAUGUCGCUGCACUCCAUGGAGGUUGUCAACAGGUUGACGACAUCAGUAGACCUGCCUGUCGAGUUUGUGCACCUCUACAUCAGCAACUGCAUCAGCACCUGCGAGACGAUCCGCGACCGCUACAUGCAGAACCGCCUCGUGCGGCUUGUGUGCGUGUUCCUGCAGUCGCUCAUCAGGAACAAGAUCAUUAAUGUCAAGGAACUAUUCAUAGAGGUCGAAGCAUUCUGCGUAGAGUUCAGUCGUAUACGGGAAGCUGCUGCGCUGUUCCGCUUGCUCAAACAGCUUGACUCUGGGGAUGUCACACAUAAGGAGACCAAAGAGUAGCAUACAGAGAAUAUAGAGACGGGCAUAGAGCACACCACAGAGUAAAGAGGACCAGAGACUAUGGAAUAGUCAGAGUGGCUGUAGAGGAAUUUUGUGAAUUCUCAGUUAGUAUUAUUUCAUUUAGUAGCUAAAAGUUUUAGAAAUGGGUUUGAAAGACUUAUUUCACUUUUUCAGAUGAGGUACUGAGUGUGAUUUUUUUUUUAGAAAAGCAUAUCAUUAGUUUUUUAAGUUGAAAAUUGGAACAAAUUUAAGCUGCUGGACAGAUAUAAUAUAGACAUACAGUUUAUAAUCUUGCCAAAACGAAAAUACGAAAAAAUACGCUUUAAAGUCUAAAAUCUAUUUAUAGUCGUUAGCUCUUUCAAUGUUUUUAAAUCGUCCUAAAUGAUAGACACAAAAAUAUAGCUACAACAAAAUAUAUGUAGGUUAAUACAGAUACACAUACUUUUUUAACCUCUGGAAAAAAAACAGGAGUAAGUAUUUGUAAAGCUUUUUCAAAACACCUGGUUACAUAAUGGUUCAAGCUAGAUUAAAAUAAGCUCACAAUAAAGUUAAAAUUUGUAAUAUUAACACCUAGGAAUAAGUUAUUUCGU